AUUAAGCUUAUCAGUAAUAAAAAUUGAAUUUUUUUUUCGAAUUAUUGCAUAAAAUUAGGUGGAGUUAUGUACUUGAAAUAAUUUCCAAUUCUGAAAACCAUUUCGUAAAAGGUGCAUCAUGAAUAACCCAAGGGUGCUGUCCAUUCAAAGUCAUGUCGUAUACGGAUACGUUGGAAACAAGUGUGCUACAUUUCCUCUACAGCUUCUAGGUUUCGACGUCGAUGCCAUAAACUCUGUACAGUUGUCAAAUCGCCCGGGAUACAGAGUAUCCCAAGGGCAGGUUCUAAACGAAAAGGAUUUAGAUGAUCUCAUCGAAGGAAUAGCUGCCAAUAACCUAGACACAUCGUAUACCCAUCUGUUGACCGGUUAUGUAAGAAAUUCUUCACUUUUGAAAGCUAUAGAAAAGGUAGUUUGCUCGUUGAAAAGAAAAAAUCCGAACCUAAUUUACGUAUGUGAUCCUGUAUUGGGAGAUAACGGAAGACUCUAUCUACCCGAAGACUUUGUUCCUAUUUUUAGAGAAUCUAUCAUUCCAAUGGCCGAUAUCAUCGCUCCAAAUCAGUUCGAAUUAGAGAUUUUAAGUGAAAUGAAAGUCGAUACGUUGGAAAAAACGUUACAGGCGAUUGACGUAUUGCAUAACAAGGGCUGUAAAAUAAUUGUGAUAUCUUCAGCUACGUAUUCAGACUCAAAUACACUAACUACAGUAGCUAGUCACAAGGAUGGAAGUAUUGAAAAGAGAGCCAUGAUCGAAAUACCAAAAUUGAAAGCAACCUUUGCUGGAACUGGUGAUUUGUUCUCAGCUCUAUUUUUAGCCUGGAUGAGUAAAAGCAAUGAUAUCAGUAUAGCUUUAGAAAACACCGUUUCGACAGUAUACAAUGUAAUUUCUAGAACAAUACAGCAUUAUAAUGGUAAUAGAGAUUCCAGUCAUAAUUUUGAUCCAAAGCUUAUGGAGCUGAAGUUGAUACAAAGCAAAGAUGACAUCGAAAAUCCGAAAAUUUUAUUCAAGAGUGAAAUUUUAUGAUAUUAAUUGCUAAUUAAUUUUUUGUUUUCAUCAGGAUUCAGGACUCUCAUCUUGAGCUAAUCGUCUCGCAAAAUUGUCAUUGAAAAUGCUAUAAUUCGCGAUGUAGAUUGUAUUCUAGUCUUAACUUAAUUAAAAGUACGAAGCUUUCAUCUGUUAGUCAUAAUCAUCUAUCACUUUCAUCUUAGUUACCUUAGUUUAAUCUUAUAACGUUAUAACUUUCAAAUCAGAUCAAUGUGAUAGUAGUAAAAUAUACUUAGAUAAGUAAUAUAUUUUACUUGAUUAUAAAGUUGUUACCUACAAUAGUUUGAUAUGCUUAUUGACGCGUUCUACAUUCAAGUAAUUUAGUAAUUACCGAACAAAAUGGUGAAGGAAUAUAAUUUAAACUUGAUAUCAUUGAUGAUUUUUAUUUUUGCUAAAAACUCAAUAAACCAGAA
This is a messenger RNA of Planococcus citri (citrus mealybug), 1452 nucleotides long. RefSeq names its product pyridoxal kinase-like. The transcript has 7 exons. Gene Ontology annotation, cellular component: cytosol. Lineage: Eukaryota; Metazoa; Arthropoda; Insecta; Hemiptera; Pseudococcidae. The record is from RefSeq and is a predicted model, not a curated record. Bases 119 to 1018 code for a protein of 299 amino acids. Gene Ontology annotation, biological process: pyridoxal 5'-phosphate salvage. Gene Ontology annotation, molecular function: pyridoxal kinase activity.